Soboliphyme baturini is the source of this 600-nucleotide messenger RNA. Lineage: Eukaryota; Metazoa; Nematoda; Enoplea; Dioctophymatida; Soboliphymatidae. The record is from the annotation of a GenBank genome assembly.
AUGAACGUUCUAAAGAGCAUUGGCUCUGUGUUCAGCAAGGAGGCAAUGCUGUCGCAAGUCCAGUUGAAGCGUUUGUCCGAACACAAGUACAAUGCUCAGGACUAUUCGUUGUGCGAUGAGGUGGUGAUGAACAAGUUUUGGGACUGGGUGGUGUCCUUGUAUCCGUUGUGGCUUGCCCCGAACCUCAUAACGGUCAUUGGCAUCGUGCUUAACAUCGCUGCAAUUUCUCUCCUUUGUUGCUACAGCCCGGACUCAAAGGAGAAGGUAAGCGCUCCGUGCUGGAUGUUUUUGCUGUGUGCGGUAAGCCUGUUCGUUCACCAGACACUCGACGCGACUGAUGGCAAACAAGCUCGCAGAACCGGUUGUUCCUCGCCCCUCGGUGAGCUGCUGGACCACGGAUGCGAUUCCGUUUCGCAGACUUUCGUCUCUCUCCAGAUCUGCAUCUCGAUGCAGCUAGGCGAUUACCCGGGAAUCGCGGUUACUGUCUGUUGGGCAUGCGUCAUUUUGUUCUACUGCGCCCACUGGCAGACAUACGUUUCGGGAGUGCUGAAAUUUGGAAGGUACAAAAGCUGUAUAUUUUUGACAUUGCUUUGUUCGUAA